AUGAAAAAAUUAGGCCUGCACGUGAACGAUUUCAAUUUUCCUGAUCGUUCAUGAUUUCUAAACCUUUAUACAACAAAAGAGAUGAAACCUAGACCAAAGAAAUAAAACCUAAAUAGAGAUUUUAUUUGCUAAUUAUUGUAAUAAAUUACGAUAAAUAUUUUUACGUCAGAUAUUUUAUAUAUUUCUACGUAUUAUGCGUAAUACGUGCAUUUUUGCAACUUCCAGUUUUUCAUAAAUGCAUAAAAAUACGAUUAAUGUGACGUUAAUUGUUAAUUGAUGAUACACAGGUCGUGGCUGCGGAGGCCGAAUAUUUAAUUACGCUGGAUCGUUUACAUCACCCCUGUACCCUAACGAAUAUCGCAAUAUCUCGACAUGUUUCUGGGAUAUUACCGUGCCAACUAGCAUGAAAGUCGUCGUCGAGUUUCCAGUAUUCGAUAUCGGCACGAAGAGCACCUGUAACUAUAAUUACAACGUCGUGUUCAUGUAUGACGUCACGACGGAUGGAGAGGCAGUUCUUGCAAAUACUUAUUGCGGAGGGGAUCAACCAGCACCGUUCGUAGCCACCAGCAAUCGAAUGAUAGUGAAAUAUAUUUCAUCGAUGAACAACGUUGGAACAGGUUGGAGGGCCACAUUCGAGGGUCGAGUCCAGUAA
Molecule: messenger RNA, 652 nt
Organism: Heterotrigona itama
Lineage: Eukaryota; Metazoa; Arthropoda; Insecta; Hymenoptera; Apidae
Source: the annotation of a GenBank genome assembly